AUGGCAGCCACCAAUGGGACAGGUAAGCCUCUCUUGGAGUUCAUCUUGAAUGGGAUCCCAGGCCUGGAACAUGCUCACCUUUGGAUCUCCUUCCCAUUUUUUUCCAUGUAUCUCAUUGGCAUGGUGGGGAACUGUGGGCUCCUGUACAUCAUCUGGACUGAGGAGGCCCUUCACAGACCCAUGUACUUCUUCCUCUGCAUGCUCUCCAUCACAGACAUAGUGAUGGGAACAUCUACCAUGCCCAAAGCAUUCUGCAUCUUCUGGCUCAACCUCAAAGAGAUCGACUUCAACUCCUGCCUGGUCCAGAUGUACAUUGUCCACACCUUCACUGGGAUGGAGUCUGGCGUCCUCAUGCUUAUGGCUCUGGACAGAUUCGUGGCCAUCUGCUACCCACUGAGGUAUGCCACCAUUCUGACCAACCCCUUGAUUCUGAAGGUGGGGCUAGUGACCUUCAUCAGGGGCGCCGUUCUCAUCCUCCCUUUCCCUUUCCUGGUCAGGAAGAUGCAAUAUUGCAACACCAACGUCAUUGCUCACACUUACUGUGACCACAUGGCGGUGGUGAAGCUGGCCUGCGGCAGUAUCCACGUGGACGCCAUCUAUGGCCUGACGGUAGCCCUGCUGAUAGGGGGCUUCGACAUCUUCUGCAUCACAGUGUCUUAUUUCAUGAUCCUGAAGGCGGUGGUGGGACUUUCCUCUAAGGAGGCAAGGAGCAAGGCCUUUGGCACCUGCACCGCACACAUUUGCGCCAUCACGGUAUCUUACACUCCGGCCUUCUUCACGUUCUUUGCCCACCACUUUGGGGGACACAGCAUCGCUCCUCACGUUCACAUCAUUAUGGCCAACCUUUACCUUCUUCUGCCCCCUAUGAUGAACCCCAUUGUUUAUGGUGUGAAGACAAAAGAGAUACGUGAAAGCGUCCUAAGGCUGUUCAGUAAGGGAAAGACCAUGGUGCCUCAUGGCCAUUGA
Molecule: messenger RNA, 966 nt
Organism: Podarcis lilfordi (Lilford's wall lizard)
Lineage: Eukaryota; Metazoa; Chordata; Lepidosauria; Squamata; Lacertidae
Source: the annotation of a GenBank genome assembly